AACUAUUUCUAAUAGUUAGAUGAACUUUUUCGCUCUCUUUUUUUGUUUUUUUUGAAAAAAAAGAAUCAUAUGGGGACUAAACAUGAAAUAUUCAAUACUUGUGGACCGUCCGACAAUUUAACUCGUUUAAGUUUAUACCCGAAUCCGAGAACCCAUGGAUGUUGGAGCGGUCCGAAAUCAGGCCGUAAUGUGUAAUUUGGGGUAAUCCAAAACCUCACAAAAACCCUCAUCUUCAACUUGCAGCCUUACUCAUUCAACCUUGUAGCUGCAAUCAACUAUUAAUAUUUACUUUAAUGUCGGAACUCGAAUUGAUGAGCGGUCGGGGGCUUUGAAAAUUAGACUCGAAUACCCUUAAUUUAGCCUUUCAUUGACCAAAGCAAGAGAAAAUGGUGAGCGAAAGGCAGAAAUUAGCUCGAAAGAGAUACAAGGAAGCUAAUCCAGAACUGUUCCCCAAGCCAGAACCAACUCCACCUAAAUACCCAAACAAGAAAAAGAAGAAGAAUAAGAAGAGUGCGUUCAAGAAGAAAAAAGGAGAAUCCAAAGAUCCUAACAACAAGAAACUUUCAUUUAAGAAGCAUCCUUUUAGAGUUGCUGGUAUGAAGCCUGGUGAAAGCUGUUUUAUAUGUAAAGAACAAGACCAUAUUGCUAAGGAUUGCCCUAAGAAAGCUGAAUGGGAAAAGAAUAAGAUAUGUUUGCUUUGUCGCCGACGCGGUCACAGCUUGAAGAAUUGCCCCAACAAGGAUGAUGAAGUGGUGGAUAAGAAGUUAUGUUACAAUUGUGGGGAAACAAGUCAUUCUUUGGCUAACUGCCCCCAUCCACUACAAGAUGGUGGAGCAAAGUUUGCUAGUUGCUUUAUUUGUAAAGAACAAGGUCACUUGAGUAAGAAUUGCCCUAAAAAUACUCAUGGCAUAUACCCAAAGGGUGGUUGUUGCAAAAUUUGUGGUGGUGUUACACAUUUGGCAAGAGACUGUCCUAAUAAAACCGGCAAAGCUUCAGAUGCGGCCUCUGGUAGAUUUAAAAUUUCUCAAUUUGAAGACCGGCCGAGGGGACAAGUUACCAAAUUCAGCAGUGGGGAUGAUCUCGAGGAUGACUUCAACAUCAUGGCAGAGGAAGUUAAGGAAGACGGUGAUGCUAAAUUAAAGAAGAAAAAAGAACCUAAAGUCGUAAAUUUUGUAGGAUGAGUGGAUGUCCAGAAGAACUGGCGAUCCUGGAAAGUGCAAUUUAUCGGUUUCUUGAAACUGCUCCAUAUGUCUUGUCCAACAACUGCAAUCUUGCUUUCAGUUUACAUUUGCAACAUUCUUUUCUCCUUUAGUUAACGAGGAUGUUGGAUAUAAAAUACGCCAGAAAAUUAAAUCACUUAUGACAAAUUGCUCGAGAGUUGCUGCUGAGAACCAGCUAAUGCCUAAUGGUGUCGUUUGAGUAUGACCG
Molecule: messenger RNA, 1428 nt
Organism: Capsicum annuum
Lineage: Eukaryota; Viridiplantae; Streptophyta; Magnoliopsida; Solanales; Solanaceae
Exons: 5
Coding region: 387-1181 (264 amino acids)
Molecular function (GO): zinc ion binding; nucleic acid binding
Source: RefSeq, a predicted model, not a curated record